Messenger RNA from Dicrocoelium dendriticum, 2952 nucleotides. Lineage: Eukaryota; Metazoa; Platyhelminthes; Trematoda; Plagiorchiida; Dicrocoeliidae. The record is from the annotation of a GenBank genome assembly.
AGUUCCCCAGGUCUGUCACGACCUACGUACACACUGAGUACGAAAUCGUCGACCAGACGCAUACUGCAUUUUGGUCACUGUCUCAGUACCUUUCGUGCCUAACAGAAGCCAAUUGCUGUUCUCACUACGAUGGCGGUUGUUGACGAGAAUGCUCCACCUCAAUGCUGCUCCAUCUGUCACGAAGACAUCGAUUUCUACGCUUACGGAGCUUGUAAUCACCCAACAUGCACAAAGUGCAUUCUUAAGCUCCGAAAAUUCGGAAGUGCAGAUGAGCCAGAUUUUUCUAAGUGUCCUACCUGUCGAAGAAACUUGAACCGAAUUCUAAUAAUGGACAAAUUCGUGCCCUUCGAUAAGGUGAAUACAGCUGAGAUGCGGCACGAUGUUUCCUUUGACUUUAUGUUCCCCUCUAAAGAAAUAGAGGAUCAUUACACCCAUAUGUUGAAAUCAUUUUGCCCAGUUUGUGGCGUGGAGAUGAAGUCUUUGUCAGCGCUUAAUCGUCACACUAAUGCAGCGCAUCAAAUGUCUUAUUGUGAUCUGUGCAUCCGUUAUUCAAGGCUUCUUCCCUGCGAAUCAGUCCUCAUGACUCCGGCUGAACUAGCAGAGCAUAGGAGGUGGGAUAAAAAGAAGAAAAAGGGCCACCCACUGUGCAACUUUUGCCAGGAGCGGUUUUAUGAAUUUGAAGAUCUUGUCCACCAUGUUCGUGAUCGUCACUUUCUCUGUGAUCUUUGUAACAGCACUGGAAAAUUCGUGGUUUUCAGAGAACAAUGGGAGCUGCUUCAACACUACGGCGACUCCCACCAUUUAUGUGCGGAAUGUCGCGCACAGCAAAGGAUCUCAUGCUUCGCCACCGCUGAUCGGCUCGGGUUACACCGAUUUCAAGAGCACCCCACCGAAGUUGCAAAUGAUCCUGACCCGUGGCUUCCUGUGACCAUUAAAAUGGCACCGGUGGCUGCCGAUGAGUUGGCAAGGCGAAGAGGAGAUGCGGCGUAUGCUGGCGUUGAUAGAAUCAGUGGUAUACUCAGCUCAACUGAUGGCACUUUGAUUGCGGAGGGAACCGACACUGGGGUCAGAUUCCGUAGGCCAAAUCCAUCGGAGUGGACGGGCGACGACUUCCCUUCAUUGCACAGUGCUUCAUCCACCACGGUUGCUGGAAGCACAGGCACUUCAUCGGUUAGAGAAUCUUAUGCAAACACUACCGAAAGACAGAAGGAUACCACCACUGCGGCCGCCGCCGCAUCUGAAAAGGCCACCAACCGAUCGACUUUAGCUUUCGUCACUUCUCGUGGGCGUAACACUACGCUCACCAAGGAUGACUUCCCCAGCCUGCCUGGAUCCAGUGGAACUACUUCAGGAUUGUCGCCUGCCCGUUGGAUCAAAACCGGAUCCCAACUGAAAGAAAGUCGACCGCAGCAUGCUGUAGGCAAGGAACUGCCGAUGAAAACCCCCAAUCCGUCGCCUAUUGUACGGCCUACUUUGCAUCCCAUUCAAAAUGUUCCUGCAGCUACCGAGUUCCCCUCGUUAUCGCCACAAAGCUCAAGUCGUCGGCCCGAAUGGUCCAUCUUGCCUUCAUAUACUCCAAUCGUUAAUCAGAAACCAAAAAAGCAAGGAGAUAGUCAUGACUUUUUGCCAACACCCAUUGAGGUAAAUGAUUCUGUCCCACAAGAUCCUAGUCCCCCUAUUGUUGAUCAGAAGCCUGUUUCCAAUAGCAAAAAGAUGCCAGAACCUAGUCCUGAAGACUUUCCUUCACUUAAUCGGAAUAACUUGGGCAAUGCUCAUCCUGGGGCCUCAGAAGCGGCCGCAGGCAGGAAUACCAAAAGUUCAAUCCUUGAGACGGCUUCCAACAACACCCCCCAGCGCAAAGUCAAAGAUGUGAAACAAAAAUCAACCGUUAAAGAACGAAGACCGUUCCCCACUCAUGAUGAGAUUGACACGGAAUGCAUUGUAUUUGCUGAGGCCAAGUACACGCCGUCUCCAGACGAGAAUUCAAGGAAUCUUGAGCUCCUCAAAACAAUCGAAGCAUCGCUAUUCGAUGUCGGAGGAAAGACCACCUUCGCUAGAUUCGCUGAUCUUUCUCGUCGAUAUAGCCACAAACAUCUGACUGCAAGUGCCUAUAUGGAAGGUAUUUCUGGACUACUAUCUCCUCAUCAAGGAAGCCUCCCUAAUAAGGAAAAUUCCUCAGAUUCAACUUACGUUCCACUGUGGGUAGCACCAAUGAUCUCCUUGUUGCCCAACAUCGGACUGCAGCGUGCGCUCUUGCGGGUUUUGAAGGGAGAAGGUGCACCUCGUCUGCCUUCCACCGACAAGUCCUCAACUGCAAACAUUCGACGCUCCAAGGAGUCGAUUGUCCCCACACCUGUCUGGGCCAAAUCCGUUUUGGCGCUGUUGCAGUGUUGUCGAAUCUGUGGCCAGGUCUGUCUACGCGCUGACUUAAAGCAACAUUUACAAUUGGCUCACUCUGAAUCCUAAACCGGGUCGUUCGCGCUUUCGAAUUACCGCUGUGGCCUUAUGUGUCCCCCUUGGUACAUAUCUUCCCCACCCGAUUAUCAACGUUCGGAUAGCGGCCCCUUCGGUCCCUUCGGCGGUACUCACGAUUUGCCUUCCGUGAGGAAUUGACUUCCUCACCACGUUGAACUCUGACUUGAGCAUGUUUUGUCAACUUGCCAACUUCUCUUCCUUGACUGCAUGCAUGCACAUGGGUGAACUGUACUUUGUGAUCCACUUGCUCCGGGGUUUUUAUGUGAAGAAAGUUAAUUGCACUUAUACUGUUCAAUAUUAAACGCGUUCUUCAUUCGGUUGUAGCAUGUUGGCUACUCUGCGCAUUCGAUCGGUUGCUGUUUGUCUUCUCAUUUGAUUUUUCUUUUCGUCUGCUCAUUGGAUACCUCAUUACUCGCGGUUUUCGUUUACUGACGACGUUAUGCUUUUAUACUGGGUUCAAGACGAACUCGCUCACUC